This is a messenger RNA of Penicillium salamii, 3000 nucleotides long. The record is from the annotation of a GenBank genome assembly. Lineage: Eukaryota; Fungi; Ascomycota; Eurotiomycetes; Eurotiales; Aspergillaceae.
AUGUUCACGUUCACGCCUCUCCUCGGCGCUCAAUCGUCGUCGAGGGCGUCGCAGUCUAUCUUGGAGCUUGAUGGAGGGAUUAAAAUCCUUGUAGAUGUUGGCUGGGAUGACACGUUUGAUACCUCCGACUUGGCCGAGCUCGAGAAGCAUAUCCCUACGCUCUCUCUCAUUCUGUUAACACAUGCCACACCUGCCCAUAUUGGCGCGCUGGUUCACUGCUGCAGAACGUUCCCUCUCUUCACCCAAAUCCCCAUCUACGCAACGAGUCCCGUGAUCGCCUUCGGCCGUACACUCUUACAAGACCUCUACGCCUCCACCCCGCUUGCUGCCACAUUCCUACCCAAGACGUCGGUCUCAGAGCCAGGCGCGGCAUCGACGGCAUCUGCAACGGCAUUGGACGGAGAUGCUGAAGCUGCUGGCAGCGCAAGCCGAGUUCUCCUACCAUCACCCACGGCUGAGGAAAUCUCGCGGUAUUUCUCUCUCAUUCAACCUCUCAAAUACUCCCAACCACACCAACCGCUCCCUUCGCCAUUCUCGCCUCCGCUGAACGGGCUUACCCUGACGGCUUACAAUGCUGGUCACACUGUUGGUGGAACAAUAUGGCACAUCCAGCAUGGAUUGGAAUCCAUUGUGUACGCUAUGGACUGGAAUCAAGCUCGCGAGAGCGUUGUCGCGGGUGCCGCAUGGUUCGGUGGUUCCGGUGCUAGUGGUGCAGAAGUCAUUGAACAGUUGCGAAAACCAACGGCAUUGAUCUGCAGUACUAAAGGAGGAGAUAAGUUGGCGCUGUCUGGUGGCCGGAAAAAGAGAGAUGAUCUUCUCCUUGAUAUGAUCCGGAGUUGCAUCGCAAAAGGUGGCACUGUCUUAAUCCCAACAGACACCAGUGCUCGAGUCUUAGAAUUGGCGUAUUCAUUGGAGCACUCGUGGCGCGAUGCUGCAUCUGGGGAUAAGGAGGACGUCCUCCAAGGAGCUGGGCUUUAUCUAGCUGGCAAAAGAGUCACCGCUACUAUCAGAUUGGCCCGGAGCAUGUUAGAAUGGAUGGAUGAAAACAUCGUACGAGAGUUUGAAGCCGCCGAGAGCACAGAUGUCACCAACGGGCAAAGAACUGGUGGGCAAGAUAAGUCUUCCAGCAAAGGCGCGGGUCCGUUUACCUUCAAACAUCUCAAGAUUAUCGAGCGCAAGAAGCGACUAGAGAAGCUCCUGUCAGACCCGGGACCCAAAGUCAUCCUUGCAUCUGAUACUUCAAUGGACUGGGGCUUCUCGAAGGACGCUCUUCGACAAGUGGCGGAAGGCCCGAACAAUCUCUUGUUGCUGACGGAAUCUUUCCACAAGGAUUUGGAAUCACAAAAGCAAGAACGCCCUCAAGCACCAGAAACCAUUGGAAGCAUGAUCUGGCAAUGGUAUGAGGAGCGAAGAGAUGGCGUGGCUCUGGAGAAGGGGUCUGAUGGCGAGCACAUCGAACAGGUCCACAGCAACGGGCGAGAGUUGGCUUGGAAAGACGUACAACGAGCCCAGCUCGAUGCUGGAGAACAAUUACUCUAUCAGCAGUAUCUUGCAACCAAGCGACAACUGCAAGAUACAUCUCAAACACUCGGCCAAGAAACGCUUGACACGGCUGCAGACGCCCUUGACGAUGGCUCAAGCUCUACCUCCUCAGAAGACUCAGAUCCUGAGCAGCAGGGUCGAGCCUUGAAUUUCUCGGCAUCACUUGCCCAUGCAACCCGAAGCAAACUUGCCGUGAGCGAUGAAGAUUUGGGUAUCAAUAUCCUUCUCCGCCGAAAGAAUGUUUACGAUUACGACGUGCGCGGCAAAAAGGGCCGUGAGCGCAUCUUCCCUUACGUUGCACCGAGAAAGAAGGGCGACGAGUAUGGAGAAUUCAUUCGUCCCGAGGAGUACCUUCGAGCCGAAGAACGCGAAGAGAUUGACAUGCAACAACGACGUACGGAUGCCGAGACUAAGUUGGGACAAAAACGAAAAUGGGAUGAUGCUGCUGGCUCCCAUGGACGCAAGUUGUCUGGCGGCGCGGCAGGUCGGAAGCGUCCUCACAUGGACGGCAAGCCGCAGGACGAUGAUGAGCUGAGUCUUGUUUCUGACGGAGACGACGCCGAUGCAGCGGUAGAGUCUGAAGAUGAAUCGGAACUUCAGUCAUUCGAAGGCCCCGCCAAGGCAAUCUAUAACAGCCAAGCCAUCACUAUCAACGCCCGAAUUGCAUUUAUUGAUUUCAUGGGAUUACACGACAAGAGAAGUUUGGAGAUGUUAAUCCCUCUGAUUCAGCCUCAAAAAUUGAUCUUGGUUGGAGGAAUGAAAGAAGAGACACUGGCUUUGGCAUCAGAAUGCCAAAAGCUACUAUCCGCCAAACCAGGCACCUCCGACUCUGCAUUGGGCACAGCUGCCAUGGUCUUCACCCCAGCCAAUGGCAUAUUGAUCGAUGCCAGUGUGGACACGAACGCCUGGAUGGUCAAGCUGAGCAACACUCUUGUCCGACGCCUUAAUUGGCAACACGUCCGCAGCCUUGGUGUUGUUGCUCUCACAGCACAGCUGCGGGGACCAGAGCCUGUAACUCUCGACCUCGAGGAUGUUGAAAUAUCCGGAAAGAAAAUGAAGCAGCUAAAAGAUGAGGCUGCUUCCUCUGCAGUCGCCCCCACUUUCGAACUGGGAGACAACAAAGCAUCAGAGAAACCAGAUGUAUACCCCUUGCUGGACACUCUGCCCGCUAGCAUGGCUGCAGGAACCCGAUCCAUGGCCCGUCCUUUACACGUUGGCGAUCUACGAUUGGCUGAUCUCCGCAAGCUCAUGCAGUCCGCCGGCCACAUUGCGGAGUUCCGCGGUGAAGGAACGCUACUCAUCGACAAGAUGGUUGCGGUGCGGAAAUCAGGAACUGGCAAGAUCGAGGUUGAAGCAACCGCGCAAUCAUCGAUGGGCCAGUCAGGUCGGGGAACUGGAAGUUUCCUUGCUGUCAAGAGAAAGAUUUACGAAGGGCUGGCUGUUGUUGCUGGUAACUGA